This is a messenger RNA of Ricinus communis (castor bean), 1271 nucleotides long. RefSeq names its product rRNA-processing protein FCF1 homolog. Bases 430 to 1026 code for a protein of 198 amino acids. Gene Ontology annotation, cellular component: nucleolus; small-subunit processome. The transcript is spliced from 11 exons. Lineage: Eukaryota; Viridiplantae; Streptophyta; Magnoliopsida; Malpighiales; Euphorbiaceae. The record is from RefSeq and is a predicted model, not a curated record.
GAACAAAGUUAGGGUUUUUUCAUUGCUGCCGUUCCCAAUCGCCCAUCAUUGCUGCCAUUCUCGUCGCCCAUCUGCUGUUCCCGUUGCUUCCCGUCGCCUAUCGUUGCCGCUGUUCCCGUCGCUUCCUGUCGCCCAUCGUUGCUUCUUCCCGUCGCCCAUCGUUGCCGCUGUUCCCGUCGCUUCCUGUCGCCCAUCGUUGCUGCUCUUCCCGUCGCCCAUCGUUGGUGCUGUUCCCGUCAGGUAAGACCCCAGCUGUCGUGAAGACGCCAGAGAGAGGUUUUUGCUAGGGUUUUAUUCCGGAGAAAAGAAAAAAAAGUCAUUUUCUUUUGCAUCGCCGAAGCUACCGCACCGCCUCUAACCUCCUUCAUCUUCUCCAUCGGUUUCGUUACUACAGCUCUUCUGGUUUUAUUAUAAUUUCAAGUGUACACAAUGGGAAGAGCAAAAAAAGGACCUAAAUUUGCAGCAAUGAAGAAGAUAAUCACCUCAAAAGCAAUUAAACAUUACAAAGAAGAGGUUUUGAAUCCUAAGAAAAAGGACCUCUCCAAGGACAAGCUCCCCAGAAAUGUGCCACAAGUUUCUUCUGCGCUUUACUUCAAAUACAACACCGCGUUGGGGCCACCCUACAGGGUGUUGGUUGAUACCAACUUUAUCAAUUUCUCCAUCCAAAAUAAAUUGGAUUUGGAGAAGGCGAUGAUGGAUUGUUUGUAUGCAAAAUGUACACCUUGUAUCACAGAUUGUGUGAUGGCAGAACUUGAGAAGUUAGGUCAGAAAUACCGUGUAGCUCUCAGGAUUGCUAAGGAUCCACGCUUUGAGAGACUUCCCUGUAUUCAUAAAGGGACUUAUGCUGAUGACUGCAUUGUUGACAGAGUUACUCAGCAUAAAUGUUAUAUAGUUGCUACAUGUGACCGAGAUUUGAAGCGGAGGAUACGCAAGGUCCCUGGUGUGCCAAUCAUGUACAUUACACAACACAAAUACUCAAUUGAGCGGUUGCCUGAAGCAACAAUGGGUGGAGCUCCAAGAUUUUGAGACAUCAUACAGGAAAAGGAGAUGACGGUUUUGACACCUCUAAUGAGCUGGGCUGUUUUCUUCCAUCAAAAGAUAGUAAUAGAAUUUGGCACCAGAUCUAUAAUAGUUCAAAUCUCUACUUUGACAUUUUGCUUAUAUCGUCCUGUAAUUAUUUUUCUUCUUAAUUAAUGACUUUCAGCUUCUGUACUGCUUGUUGGAACGGAAAGGUCUUACUAAUGUUUUAAAGUCUUGAGUUGAGAGUUGCA